AUGGGAAAGGAGAGUUUCACUCUCAAAGACCUGAUGACUAUCACCGCUACUGUGAUGAUGAUCUGCCUUGUUCAAAAGUCUUACAAAUAUUUCUCCUCUCGUGCGGCGAAGAUCCCUGUCUCUGUCAAUUACCAUUUCAGCAGAGUGUGCAACAAAAAGUGUGGCUUUUGUUUCCACACAGCAUCAACUUCCUACAUUGAGACUCCGGGAAAUGCAAAGCGUGGUCUUCUCGCACUCAAGGCCGCCGGCAUGAAGAAGAUCAACUUUGCGGGUGGCGAGCCCUUCAUGCACCGGAAGUUCCUUGGUCAGAUGAUUGAUUACUGCAAAGAAGUUAUUCAUCUCGAAUCUGUCUCUAUCGUUACAAAUGGAAGCCUCGUCACCGACGCCUUCUUGGCUAAGCACGGAAAGCAUAUCGACAUUCUCGCUGUUUCUUGUGAUUCUUUCAACGAAGCCACAAACACCAAAAUUGGUCGCGGAUCAGGCAAUCCAGUAGACAAGCUCUAUGAGAUUCGGGAUCUAUGCAAGAAACACGGAAUCAAGUUCAAGCUUAACACCGUCGUAUGCAAGCUGAACUUCGAGGAAGACAUGAACCAGUUCAUCAAUGACUUGCAGCCUUUUCGUUGGAAAUGCUUUCAGGUGCUGAUUGUGGAGGGAGAAAAUGACUCUUCAGAGACUCUCAGAGAUGCUCGCAAGUUCACCAUCACCGAUGAACAAUACGAACGUUUCUGUGCCAGACAUCGCCUUCAGAAGUCUUUCGUUGCCGAGCCCAACAGCCUUAUGGCGAAAACAUACCUCAUCCUUGACGAGUACAUGCGCUUCCUCGAUCGAACCGGAAAAGAACCGUCAGAGUCAAUCUUGAAAGUUGGGGUUAAGGACGCCCUUGACAGUGUCUAUUGGGGCGAGACCGGUUUUGUGUCUAGGGGAGGUGUCUAUGACUGGACUCGCGAUAAGCUUUCUUGUGCUGAGAAAGGUCCGGAGCUUGAAUGGUGA
Aspergillus melleus is the source of this 990-nucleotide messenger RNA. RefSeq lists its product as uncharacterized. The record is from RefSeq and is a predicted model, not a curated record. The coding region runs from base 1 to 990 and encodes 329 amino acids. Lineage: Eukaryota; Fungi; Ascomycota; Eurotiomycetes; Eurotiales; Aspergillaceae. Gene Ontology annotation, molecular function: 4 iron, 4 sulfur cluster binding; catalytic activity. The transcript has a single exon.